Oncorhynchus masou masou (cherry salmon) is the source of this 3735-nucleotide messenger RNA. RefSeq lists its product as uncharacterized. Lineage: Eukaryota; Metazoa; Chordata; Actinopteri; Salmoniformes; Salmonidae. The record is from RefSeq and is a predicted model, not a curated record. Bases 209 to 2095 code for a protein of 628 amino acids. The transcript is spliced from 14 exons.
GUAGCCAUUUAGGAAAGGCAGUGUCAGCAAAUCAGCUCCUUUGUUGUUCAACGCAAGUGCCAUUCCAUGUGGCUACUGCUAGUUUGCAUGAGGACAAAAGGGCAGUUUUCUGGGACAACAAGCAGUAUUUAAAUCUUCUCGAUGUAUCAGUGUGGAUAACGGUACAAUUUGGAGUACAGUGGCACAUCCCAUCCCUGCAUCGAGCAGGAUGAGUGGAACUGAAGGUGGAGAGCAGUCCCUGUUCUUUCUAAUUCUCCCUGACCUGAGGAAGCUGUGCUGUGUCACCCUGUCCUUGCAGUCUGAUGAUGGAGAAGUGAGAAACAAGCAGGUGAAAACAUGCAGGGAGCUGUUGUUAUUGUAUGCAGACAUCAUUGCCUCUCCGGUUUUGGGGUGCUUCUCAGAGAUCACAAUGGUGAUGGCGAUUCCCUUUUUUAAAAGAGGAAUAGUACAAGCUUAUGUACAACGACACAGUCUGCAGAUGGGCUCUCCUCAGAGGGUCUUCCCUGGUAUUCUACAGACCUGUCUGUCCUACUCCUUGACCAGCAGGCUGGCGCCAAACUGGAACAAAGUCGGACAGUUCCUUAUUGCUGGGAGGGAUUUUCUGGCUGAUUCGGGGAAGCUCAACGCCAUUGUGAUCGAGCUGAGUGCCAAUGAAAGCCAGCUGUGUGUCAGUGUGGAGGCCAACACUGUCCGACUCCCUCCAAUCAGGUUGGCAGACUUUGACAUCCCUCCCAUGGUCCUGCGGAACUUCCAUAGCCAGCCAGAUGCUGUUAUCCAGACCUCCAUGUCCAGCAACUGGUGUUACAUUCUGCCAAGCAUGAAAAGGGGUCAGAUCGUCAGCAUCAGUCACCGGAUGCCCACCGAGAGCCCCUUCCAGUGCUACGCUGACAUCCAAAAUCACUGGAGCAGUUUGUAUGGCUACCAACUCCCCCAAAUUGAUGAGGAAGAAGUGAUUUAUUGCAAUGUAUACUUCAAACUGGUUGGAGAAAGGCUGUUCACAUACCCUCUGAGCUGUAUCCGGACUGACCCGGUGCAGCGCUGUCCCAGGGUGGACCUCCAGGGGGCACUCAGCUCCUUCCUAUCCCACCUGAGAGAGAGCCUGCAGACUGUCUGUGGCUUCCCAGCCCGCAUGACCAGCAAGCCCUGCUACCACACCACCAGCCUGCUCAGCAUUGCCUCAGCACAGGUGGCUAGUGGCAAACCGGUGAACUUGACGACCAAGUCAGCUAGCAGGCCCGUGCUGAGUCAACUCCAUGCCUCCUGCCCCCUCAAGCCCUCAUUUGGGGGGGCACCAGGCGCCCAGACUUUCAGCCAGCCAGUGGGACAGAGUGGCAGCAGCAGCUUUCUCAGCACUGGGAGAACCCAGGGGGUCCAUCCCACUCCCACUCAGAGCUAUACCCCAGGGAGAGGCUUGCCCUCCUCCUCUCUCUAUCGCAGUGCUGCCCCUCCCCAACCCACCACACACCCCCAACACAGCCAGGCCCCACCGACUGGACCCAAGAUGGUACCCAUCUUCAAGAACAAGGCCCUCCCGCGCCAUGUCAAUGUCACCCAGCUUCUGGCUGAGAAGCAGCAGAAGAGAGCCGAGGAGCAACGGCAGACACCUGUGUCGGGACAGAAGAGGGCCUGCCCAGCCUUCUCCUCUUCCUUUUCCUCCUCGUCUGUUCCCCUCUUUUUGCAUUCCUCGUCUACCUCUUCCAAGUGGACAGAGGAAGCCCGCCGGCCCACUCCAGUGUCCAUGCCUCACUUGACCCCCUUUCCGAGGCCUGAAGGGGUUUCCCCACAUUCCUCCCAGGUGCACGCCAGUGAGAGAGCUUUCAGAGUGAGGGACGAGAUCGCCUCAGGUCCCCAUCAUCUUCUUCCAUCUGGUCUGCUAGGCAACAGAGGGGGGGAAUGGUUUGAGUCAAAACCAAAGAAGCCAAAGUCUGCAGUGCAGGAUGUGGACGUGGAGAAACACGCGAGAAGUAACCAGCUGUCGAAGAUCAAUGUGACGACCCUGCAGGCCUGGCUGAAGAGCCGUGGAGUGGUGGUACGGUCCAAGGAAAGGAAAGAGGAGCUGGUGUCAAAGGUCAUGCGUUGCCUGAGUGAAUCUUGAGUAGUGAGGGUCACCUUCCAGACAGACACAGAGAGGGUCAUUUUACACUAUUCAACAUCACAGAGAACGGGCUGGUUUUAAGGGUCAUUGAUAGUGAGCUUUGUAUUGCUAUCAGGGUCUGUGUUAUCAUUCUUGAAUGAUAUGCACUGUACCUGUAUGGUGUUCUUGUUAUGAAGUUAAUACCCACUGGGCACAGAAGUCAAUUCAACUGAGGUAGUAAGAUGUUUCUGGCCUUAAGUUUGAGGUAAGAACAGAUAAUUUAUGUAAUAUAUUUUUUGAAUUUAUUUGUUUAACAUAAAAAGAGUAAUAUAUCUCCUAUUUAUAUAGUUUUGUUUUAUAUAUUAGUAAUUUUUAUUAAUCCCCAUUUCUUGCUUUUCUUGUUCAAGAUGUAAUUUUCUGUAGUAUGUAUGAGCUUUAUUUCAGAAAAGAUCAAAGCAAAUGUCUGUUAGUACUUAUUCAAUAUUCAGAUCCUUUGAAAUUGUGCAUACACAUUGAUUGCCAUAAUAAAACAAAGAUGUUUUUAAUAUUAAAUAGAAAAGAUUCCCCAUGUAAAAUGAAUAUGGCCCCCUUACACGUUUUGCUCUCAGCAGAGUGAAUGUUCUGUGACCAGACCUGGAUUCCAAUACUAUUCGAAAAUCUUCAAAAAAAAAGAAAGAAAUUUUGUGGGAGUGUUUGCUUUAACCUACAGGAGUGCCAGGUGGCCGGCGUUUGCACUUUGGGGACUUUUCUAUUAGUUCCACUGCAAAAGGCAAACAGAUAAAGUAUUUGAAAUUAUUUCAAAUAUAAUUUGAACCCAGGUCUACCUCUGACCUUAUUGAUUGAAGUGUGCUAUGUUUACUGAGCCAGCCAGUCAAUAUUUAAAUGAUGUGAGAAAUGGUGGUGGAAGCGCCUUUAUGCACAAAUAUUGAUAUAAUAACUAUAUCAAAGUAAACUUGGAGUCACGCAAUGAUAUGUUGUGUGGUCCUCCAACUAUGACUCUGGAAAGCAUGCAGUUUAUUAGGCUACAGAUGAAAUAAGUUAUGAUGAACUUCACAGGGUGGUGAAAGUGCAAGGUAAUGAGCUUGAUACUCCUUUUCAAUAAAUAUAGAGGGUUUUAUUCUGGUGACUGAUGCUUGGCUGCCAUUUGACAAAUAAAAAUAAUCUUGCUCUUUCGUCUAUAAUCAUUUCAUCAUGUAGGCUAUACCUGCACUGUAUCUGCGAGCUGUUGUCUAGAGCGCACGUGCCAAGACCAGAGUGGGCACAUUAGCUAUAUAAUUUCUUGUGGCAAAACCAUCAGUAGAUUUGAAAAUGCGAUGGAAACCCAUUUAACUUUAUUCGGGCACAUGGGAAUCUAAUCAAGAAAGUUAUUUUCAUGUGAACUAUGUCAUCACGCAUCGCCUAUUAUCCGUAACAAGUCAAUUUGAUGGAAACACAUCUCUGGUGGGAAAAUACGCAUUUUGUUUUCAUGCAGAUUUUAGAAUAUUCGCAUGAAAAUGUGUCGAUAGUUGGAUGGUACCCUAGCUAGAGACAGAAUUCUAGAGUGUGAUGGCUAUUGCGACAGCACAAAAGUCUUGUAUAACUAAGUAUGCUGGAAUGCGCUGCGGUGGUUGUUGGAGACAUCUGUAAUGAUACCCUCAGUCUGGAUCAACUGCAAAAGUGUA